This is a messenger RNA of Oncorhynchus nerka (sockeye salmon), 3293 nucleotides long. Its product is annotated as transmembrane channel-like protein 7. Gene Ontology annotation, cellular component: plasma membrane. The record is from RefSeq and is a predicted model, not a curated record. Lineage: Eukaryota; Metazoa; Chordata; Actinopteri; Salmoniformes; Salmonidae. Gene Ontology annotation, molecular function: mechanosensitive monoatomic ion channel activity.
AGCUACGCUAGUUAGCUAACAAAGUUGUUCAUUAAACUUUCUUUGGUAUUAAAAGUGCACGAGGACAACUGAAAAUGGAGAGAGACUCAGUGUUCCACAAUGACCGUCUGGGAGCACCACGUAACCCACUACUGGACCAGCUCCCCAGCUACCAGUCUCUGCUGUACCGCAGAAAGCCCUCCGGCUCGGGUAGUACCAAGCGCCGUGACAGCUCACGGACCAGGCUGGGCUCCUCCAGCAGUGGGAAAUGGGGACAGACCACAUUGGCCAGGCAGCAUGAGGAGAAACACAGGACUCAGACCCUACAGAGACCAGUCAGGGAACUGCCCAAACCUAUGGAGGAGAAACGCAGAGACAAGGACCAGCGUUUGGAGCAGGCCAAGGAUCUGAGCAGUUGGAGCCAGUGGAGACAGGGCACCAGACGGACCCUGAGGAGGCUAACGGAGGAUGGGUUUGAGAUGCUCAGCAACCUGGAGCUCUGGAGGGGAGACAUCCAUGUCAUUGAGGGGAUGUUUGGCACAGGGAUCCUGUCCUACUUCUCCUUCCUGCGUUUCCUGGUGCUGCUCAACUUCAUCAUGUUCCUGCUCAUGUUCGAAGCCGUCAUGCUGCCCAGCAACCAUGCCUCAGGGAACACCACCUUCAACCACGUAGAUGGCUUCGAGUGCAGUAACUACCCCAGCACCUCUCGCCGUGGCCUGGUGGUUUUCCACCAGCACAUCACAGACCUCCUCUCAGGGGCGGGCUUUCUGGAGCAGACCUACCUCUUCUAUGGUUACUACAAGGUAGAGACCAUUCACUUCCCUAAGUUCACCUACAACCUGCCUCUGGCCUACCUGCUGGUCACCAUAGCCUACCUCUUCCUCAGUCUCAUAUGGAUAGUCAAAAGGUCUGCGACUGGCUUCAAGCGUAAACUGGUGCAGGACGAGGAUCGCUUCCAGAGCUUCUGCAACAAGAUCUUUGCCGGCUGGGACUUCUGUAUCGUCAACGACAGCGCAGCCAGGCUCAAGAGGAGCAGUCUUCUUUAUGAACUGAAGACUGAUCUGGAAGAGGAGCGCAUCAAGCAGAAGAUAGCAGACAGGACACGGAAGGAGAAGUGUAGGAUCUACGUGAUCCGACUGAUCCUGAAUCUGUUUGUGAUCGCGGUACUGGCUGCCUGUUUCUACUCCAUCUACAUAGCCACCAACUUCUCCCAGAAAGCACAGAUGACUAAGGUGAACUUCAUCCUGGACCUGAUCUAUGAGUAUCUGCCUUCCAUCGUCAUCACCCUGGCCAACUUCAUCACCCCCCUCAUCUUCUCCCUCAUCAUCCAAUUUGAAGACUACUCCCCCGCCUUUGAGAUCCGCUUCACUCUCAUGAGGUGUGUGUUCAUGCGCCUGACCAGUAUCUGUGUGCUUCUCGUCUCCCUCUGGGGUCAGAUCACCUCUUGCCAGGAAGGCAACUGUGUCUGUGGGUACAACCACAUCCUCUACCCGUGUUGGGAGUCUCGCGUGGGCCAGGAGAUGUACAAACUCAUGAUCUUUGAUUUCAUCAUCAUCUGUGCCGUCACUGUCUUUGUGGAGUUCCCUAGGAAACUCAUAGUGGACUACUGUGACUGUGGCCUGGCCAAGUGGUGGGGCCAGCAGGAGUUUGCCAUCCCCCAGAACGUCCUGGGGAUUGUGUAUGGCCAGACCAUCUGCUGGAUUGGGACGUUCUACUGCCCCCUGCUGCCCGCCAUCUGCACCAUCAAGUACUUCAUCAUCUUCUACAUCAAAAAGGUAACAUACCAUAGAAAUAUUAGACCGUAUCAAUGUACUGGUAUAGGUGGGCCGAUGGCCAUAAUUGUUGUUCUAUGUAAUACAGUACAGUAAAGGCAUCAGGAAGGUACAGAAACUAAAACAGGAAGCAGCCGUGCUCAGGUCUGUUCAACGCUGGUCCGACCAAUCGGAUUCCACCCUUCAAGAUUGCUUCGAUCACGUGGACUGGGAUUUGUUCCGCAUAGCGUCGAACAACAACAUUGAUGAAUACGCUGAUUCAGUGAGCGAGUUUAUUAGCAAGUGCAUCGGUGAUGUUGUACCCAGAGCGUCUAUUAAAACAUUCCCCAACCAGAAACUGUGUAUUGAUGGCAGCAUUUGCACAAAAAUGAAAGCUCGAACCACUGCUUUUAAUCAGGGCAAGGUGACCGGAAACAUGACCGAAUACAAACAGUGUAACUAUUCCUUCCGCAAGGCAAUCAAACAAGCUAAGCGUCAGUAUAGAGGCGAAGUAGAGUCGCAAUUCAACGGCUCAGACAUGAGAGGUAUGUGGCAGGGUCUACAGUCAAUCACGGACUACAAAUGAAAAACCAGCCCCGUCGCUGACCACGAUGUCUUGCUCCCAGACAAACUAAACAACUUCUUUGCCCGCUUUGAGGACAAUACAGUGCCACUGACACAGCCCGCUACUAAAACCUGCAGGCUCUCCUUCACUGCAGCCAACGUGAGUAAAACAUUUAAACAGGUUAACCCUCGCAAGGCUGCAGGCCCAGACGGCAUCCCCAGCCACGUCCUCAGAGCAUGCGCAGACCAGCUGGCUGGUGUGUUUACGGACAUAUUCAAUCAAUCCUUAUCCCAGUCUGCUGUUCCCGCAUGCUUCAAGAGGGCCACCAUUGUUCCUGUUCCCAAGAAAGCUAAGGUAACUGAGCUAAAUGACUACCGCCCCGUAGCACUCACUUCCGUCAUCAUGAAGUACUUUGAGAGACUAUUCACGGACCAUAUCACCUCCACCCUACCUGACACCCUAGACCCACUCCAAUUUGCUUACCGCCCCAAUAGGUCCACAGACGACGCAAUCACACUGCACACUGCCCUAACCCAUCUGGACAAGAGGAAUACCUAUGUGAGAAUGCUGUUCAUCGACUACAGCUCAGCAUUUAACACCAUAGUACCCUCCAAACUCGUCAUCAAGCUCGAGACCCUGGGUCUCGACUCCGCCCUGUGCAACUGGGUCCUGGAGCGCCUCUUCAACCUCAGGAGGCUGAAGAAAUUCGUCUUGUCACCAAAAACCCUCUCAAACUUUUACAGAUGAACCAUCGAGAGCAUCCUGUCGGACUGUAUCACCGCCUGGUACAGCAACUGCGCCGCCCACAACCGUAAGGCUCUCCAGAUGGUAGUGAGGUCUGCACAACACAUCACCAGGGGCAAACUACCUGCCCUCCAGGAUACCUGUGACGCCACCCAAUGUCACAGGAAGGCCGAAAAUAUCAAAGGACAACAACCACCCGAGCCACUGCCUGUUCACCCCGCUAUCAUCCAGAAGGCAAGGUCAGUACAGGUGCA